AUGGUUUCCGUUGAUUCCAAGAUCAUCAUUGUCGGCGGCGGCGUUUUCGGCCUCAGCACCGCUUUGUGGCUUGCCCGUGGCGGAUACAAGAACAUUACUGUUUUUGACCGAUGCGCUUUUGACGAAAACCAUUAUGAUCCAUCGAAGGGCUGUGAUGGCGCUUCUGCUGACCUCAACAAAGUCUUUCGCAUGGCAUAUGGAGAUAAUUUGAACUAUCAAAACCUGGCACUCGAAGCCCGGAAUCUUUGGCUAGCAUGGAACCGUGAUAUCAAGAAGAGCAAGGCUUCUGAGCUGCCCGGUUCUCUUACCCCUGAAGAUCAACUUCUCUGCAUAUGCGGCUCGUAUCUUCUGUCAGAAGGCCGGGAAAUGCGAGACUACUAUGCAGAGAGCUUGAAAUUGAUGGAAAAGACCGCACCUGAACAACGGAAAAUGCAGUUCAUCAAGGGUGAGACUGAGGACGAGGAACGUUUGAAGAAAAUUAGCCCAAAAUGGGUUGAGAAAUACCACAUUAUCGAUAAGAUCAACGAUGGCAACACGAAAGGCUUCAUCGACAUCAAUGCUGGUAUCAUGUAUGCCGACAAGGUGAAUACUGAAAUUCUCACAAUGGGCGAUCCUGCAGGCAAGCUAGAAACCUUGAUAAUCGAAAAGCGCGGCACAACGAAGAGGGUUUCCGGUAUUCAGACGUGCGAUGGUCGUAGUCAUUAUGGCGACCUGGUGAUAGUUGCUGCUGGUGGCUGGACCACGUCAAUACUCCCUGAAGCCCAUCGUACAGUAGAAGCAACGGCGGGGACUGUCAUGUUCAUGGAUGUUCCUAAGCAUAGGAAAGACUUGUGGGAAAAGUUCCAUCCUGACAACUGUCCUGUGUGGUCGUAUCUUAUUACCAAGGAUACGGAUUUCCUAUUACCAAAGAUGGACGACUAA
This is a messenger RNA of Phaeoacremonium minimum UCRPA7, 921 nucleotides long. Its product is annotated as putative sarcosine oxidase protein. Gene Ontology annotation, molecular function: flavin adenine dinucleotide binding; sarcosine oxidase activity. The record is from RefSeq and is a predicted model, not a curated record. The transcript is spliced from 6 exons. The coding region runs from base 1 to 921 and encodes 306 amino acids. NCBI's taxonomy places the organism in Eukaryota, Fungi, Ascomycota, Sordariomycetes, Togniniales, Togniniaceae.